Messenger RNA from Cotesia congregata, 258 nucleotides. NCBI's taxonomy places the organism in Eukaryota, Metazoa, Arthropoda, Insecta, Hymenoptera, Braconidae. The record is from the annotation of a GenBank genome assembly.
AUGCCGGAGAAGGAGGUGGCCUACCACCAGGAGGCCUUCUCCCUGCUGCCGCCGGCACCCCCGCCGCACCACCCCCACUCGGCCUUCCAUGCGGCCUUUCACCCUCAUCCGCAUCACGGGCCGCCUCCACCGCCGUUUCAUCCGCAUCAUGGACCGCCCCCGCCACCCCAUCCUGCGGUCACCGCCGCCUGGGAACAUCACGCGGCCGCUGCCGCCGCCGCUGCUGCCGCUUUUCAUGCUCCGCCGCCGCAUCCGUAA